Messenger RNA from Dipodomys ordii (Ord's kangaroo rat), 4907 nucleotides. RefSeq names its product Bloom syndrome, RecQ helicase-like (gene Blm). NCBI's taxonomy places the organism in Eukaryota, Metazoa, Chordata, Mammalia, Rodentia, Heteromyidae. Bases 67 to 4260 code for a protein of 1397 amino acids. Gene Ontology annotation, biological process: double-strand break repair via homologous recombination; DNA replication; telomere maintenance. The record is from RefSeq and is a predicted model, not a curated record. The transcript has 22 exons. Gene Ontology annotation, molecular function: 3'-5' DNA helicase activity; DNA binding; ATP binding. Gene Ontology annotation, cellular component: cytoplasm; nucleus; chromosome.
UUUGGAUUCUGGUUCCGCCGCGCUGGGUCCUCGGGAGCCCGCGGAGGGGCGUGAGGUGACAGGGUCAUGGCUGCACUGCCUCUCAACAAUCUACAGGAGCAGCUAGAGCGCCACUCAGCCAAAAAACUGACCAAUCAAUCCAGUCUUUCCAAGCCCAAACCCAUAGGUUUUACUUUUAAAAAGAAAACAUCCUCCGACAGCGACGCAUCUGUGGCAAGUGUGUCAGUAGCAAGAACGCCGGUGUUGAGUGACAAAGAUGUGAACGUGUCCAAGGCCUUCUCCUUCAGCCAGCCUCUGCCCUGCGCCCCCAGGCAGCAGGCAGGGGUCGGCAGCUGCUUUAAAAGCACUCCAGCGGGACAGGGAACUGGCGUAAAACCACUGUCACCAGGUCUGUUGCGGUCACCACCUGCUGUUCCAUCAGGACAAAACACGCCUGCUGCGAGGAUCCCCCAGGAUGCUGCUUUCAAGAAGUUAGAGUUUAGUUCCUCCCCGGAUUCUUCGAGCUCUCCCAGCCACUGGGAUGAUCGAGAUGACUUCGACACUUCCUCUGCUUCCAAAGCCUUUGCCACCCCAGCCCAAGGCCGCUUCGUCAGAGUGAGCACGGCCCAGAAAUCAAGACAAGGCAAGAGAAACUUUGUGAAGGCAUCACCUCAUAAAGCACUCGCAGUACAGGUGGAUUUGACUUCUUCCUCUGAAAGCCAGCAAAUUGACUUAACCGAAGAACAGAAGGAUGAGACGGAAUCCUUCCGUAGUGCUGUGAUUUGCAUCGAUGAAGACUCCACUUCCGACGUGCUUUUAAAUAAAGACUCUCAGGAAAGUCACACUUCAGAAACUCAUUUGGAGGAUGAAAGAGGUAGCAGGGACAGGAAGCAGCUUGUGGAGGGGGCUGAACCGCCUUCCGCCCAGCAGGGCCCGUGUAUUGAGCUAGAUGAUGACUACGAUGUCGAUUUCGUUCCACCAUCGCCAGAGGAAGAGAGCAUUUCUUCUGCUACUUCUUCUAAAUGCCUUAGUGUGUUAAAGGAUUUUGAUGCCUCUGACCAAGAAAAAGAUCUCUUAUCAAAACCAGCGAAAAUUGCCGGGCAGGAGCCUGAUCUGGAAACGAGUGUAGACUGUGAUGCCAGACGGACCCGUCUCCAGGAGCAGCUUAUUCAGGUGAUGGAGCGCAUCUGUAGGGUGGUCGACACCAUCCGAGUAGAUGAACUGACAUCUUUGGACUGUGGGGACGAGCUGCUACAGUUGCGGGACCAGAGAAGGAAACUCCUAGCCGAAGUGGAUUUUACUAGGAAAGAUGUGAGUCUUCUCAGUGGUGUGUGGAAACACAGGCGUGACUCACUUGGUAUCUCUGUGGGGGGUGAUUCCUGCCCUCUGGAGGGUUCUGUGGAGUUAAAGUUUCCAUAUCUUCCCUCAAAUUCUCUCUCCAUUGGGGAAAAUGUACUGUCUACUGCCCCAGGAAAGACAGGACUGUCAGCCUCCACCAAGGAGCUGUUUGAAAGCCCAUCAUUCAGUUCCCCUUCACAGAAGGCCUUUGUGAGCAGCAAGUGGGCGGAAACGCCAAGUAGAGAGAGAAGAAAUGAAAGCUCAUACUUCCCGGGAAAGGCUCUCACAAGCACCACUGUGAAAGAUCUGAGUAAGCACCCAGCUUCAGGAGAUAACUUAGCAAGAGAAGCCCCGACUUCCUGUGAUGUGGAUGACUUUGACAUAGAUGACUUUGAUGAUGAUGAUGACUGGGAGAACAUCAUGCAGAAUUUGCCAGCCAGCAAGCCUUCCACAGCCGUCUACCCUCCUGUCAGGGAAGGUGGGCCAGUGAAAUCCCUAUCAGCCAAAACACACUGCCUUCCAGCGGCCUCUGCGGCUCAAAGGAAAAGCUCGGAGGCAGUCCAGAAUUAUGCCGACAAGUUGGCGCAAAAUUUCACCUCCAGAAAUGUGAAACAUGAACGCUUCCAAAGCCUCGAUUUUCCUCAUACAAAAGAAAUGAUGACAAUUUUUCAUAAAAAGUUUGGCCUACAUAAUUUUAGAACUAAUCAGCUAGAGGCAAUCAAUGCUGCACUGCUCGGUGAAGACUGCUUUAUCCUAAUGCCCACUGGAGGUGGUAAAAGCUUGUGUUACCAGCUGCCUGCCUGUGUUUCGCCUGGAGUCACUAUUGUCAUUUCUCCCUUGAGAUCAUUAAUAGUAGAUCAAGUUCAAAAGCUGACUUCAUUGGAUAUUCCAGCUACAUAUCUAACCGGUGAUAAGACUGAUGGAGAAGCUGCAAGCAUUUACCUCCAGUUAUCAAAGAAGGACCCAAUUAUUAAACUUCUCUAUGUCACCCCAGAGAAGGUGUGUGCGAGUAACAGGCUGAUCUCCACACUGGAGAAUUUGUAUGAGAGGAAGCUCUUGGCCCGUUUCGUUAUUGAUGAAGCACAUUGUGUCAGUCAGUGGGGACAUGAUUUCCGUCAGGAUUACAAACGAAUGAACAUGCUUCGCCAGAAGUUCCCUCUGGUCCCCGUGAUGGCGCUCACGGCCACCGCGAACCCCAGGGUGCAAAAGGACAUCCUCACCCAGCUGAAGAUCCUCAGCCCGCAGGUGUUUAGUAUGAGCUUUAACAGGCACAAUCUGAAAUACUACGUAUUACCGAAAAAGCCUAAGAAAGUAGCGUUUGAUUGCUUGGAGUGGAUCAGAAAGCAUCACCCAUAUGACUCAGGGAUAAUCUACUGCCUCUCUAGGCGCGAGUGCGACACUAUGGCCGACACGUUACAGAAGGACGGCCUUGCUGCGCUGGCUUACCAUGCUGGCCUCAGCGACUCUGCCAGGGACGAGGUGCAGCACAAGUGGAUCAAUCAGGAUGGCUGCCAGGUUAUCUGCGCGACGAUUGCAUUUGGAAUGGGGAUUGACAAACCUGACGUGCGAUUUGUGAUUCAUGCAUCGCUCCCGAAGUCUGUGGAGGGUUACUACCAGGAGUCUGGCAGGGCUGGGAGAGAUGGGGAAAUAUCUCACUGCCUGCUCUUCUACACCUAUCAUGACGUGACCAGACUGAAGAGACUUAUAAUGAUGGAAAAAGACGGAAACCGUCAUACAAGAGAAACUCAUUUCAACAAUUUGUAUAGCAUGGUACAUUACUGUGAAAAUAUAACUGAAUGUAGGAGAAUACAACUUUUGGCUUACUUUGGUGAAAAUGGAUUUAACCCUCAUUUUUGUAAGAAAUACCCAGAUGUUUCUUGUGACAACUGCAGUAAGACAAAGGAGUAUAAAACAAGAGACGUGACUGAUGAUGUGAAAAACAUUGUAAGAUUUGUUCAAGAGCAUAGUUUGUCCCAGGGAAUGAGAAGCGCAGGUCCUGCUGGAAGAUUCACUAUGAACAUGCUGGUUGACAUUUUCCUGGGGAGCAAGAGUGCGAAGAUUCAGUCAGGCAUGUACGGAAAGGGAGCUGCUUAUUCCCGACACAAUGCCGAGAGACUCUUUAAGAAGCUGAUUCUAGACAAGAUACUGGAUGAAGACUUAUUCAUCAAUGCCAAUGACCAGGCGAUCGCCUACAUGAUGCCAGGAACCAACGCCCAAAAUGUACUGAGUGGACACUUAAAGGUAAACUUCAUGGAAACAGAAAACUCCAGCAGUUUGAAGAAACAAAAAGCUUUAGUGGCCAAAGUGUCUCAGCGGGAAGAGGUGGUUAAGAAAUGCCUUGGCGAGCUCACAGAGGUCUGCAAGUCUCUGGGGAAGGUCUUUGGGGUCCAUUACUUCAACAUCUUUAACACGGCUACGCUCAAGAAGCUCGCAGAAUCUUUAUCUUCUGAUCCUGAGGUUUUGCUUCAAAUUGAUGGUGUUACUGAAGACAAGCUGGAAAAAUAUGGUGCAGAGAUGAUUCCAAUAUUGCAGAAAUACUCGGAGUGGACAUUGCCAGCUGAGGACAGCUCUCUCGGCGGAGGCCCAGGGGGCAGAGGCUCAGGAAGGUGCACCCCUGAGGGCCUGGACGAGGAGGAGGAGGAGGCGCCUGUAUCAUCUCACUACUUUGCAAAUCAAACCAGAAAUGAAAGGAAGAGGAAGAAAACAUCAGCCUCACAAAGGCCCAAGAGGAGAAGAACCAGCUACGGUGGUUUCAAGGCCAGAGGGGUGUCCACCGCCUCCAGAAGGACGUCUUCCAAAAGUAAACCCUCCAGCACAGCGGGGUCAGGUCCGGCCACGUGCGGCUCUCGAGCAGCAUCGGGAGCCAGUAGAAAACUGGGCAUCAUGGCGCCACCCAAGCCUAUAAAUAGACCAUUCCUCAAGCCCUCCUAUGCGCUCUCCUAACAGCCCGCACCCCACCUCCUGUCCGCAUGGCCAUCUGUGCCCAGAAAGCAGGUUGUCCCCUCGGCAGCACGCACAGCUUUUAUUCCUAUCAAUUAAUAUGUAAGGAAGUGCUUGGGUGACAGCUCUUGUUUUUUAAAAUAAAGGCUUUCUUCUCAAUAGCACGUUUUGCCGCAGCGGCAAGUGUGGUGGCGGCUGCUUCUGAGAGCGUCCGAAGCAAGCACCACCCUGUCCCUCCCGAGAGCCUCCGGGCCUGACACGAGGCCCACAGCAAAGGACACAGACACGGUGGUGCUCCCUGUGCGAGACAGCGCCAGCCACACUAGAAGCCAAGUGAAGGAGACAUUACGAAGGACCUGUGUCCAUAAUGUACAAAGAGCAUCUAUAAAUCACGAAAAGGUCUGCGCGGAAGACGAUGAACAGAGGACCUGAACACGCUGCUCUCAAGUGUGAAUGGCCCAUAAAUAGGCGAAAAUGCUUAAGCUCACCAAUUAAAAGUGUAAUUAAACCCACGAGAGGCCAUUCUUUUGCCUGUGAGACUGUCAGCAUUGGAGCUGAGCCGUGUGGUACAUCUGUAGGCCCUGGUCCUCAAGAUCCUGGGACCAGGAGGUCACUUGAGCCCAAAAUCAAAGCCAGUGGGGGACUUGGAA